AUGAAAAUCAAAGCGUUAUCACGCCCGGCCUCCUCUGCCCAAGCCCCGGGCUCGAGCGUUACUCGACAGCCUCGCAACCUCGAUCCCGCUCUGCAUCCUUUCGAAAGAGCCCGGGAGUACACUCGCGCUCUCAAUGCGACGAAGCUUGACCGCAUGUUCGCUGCGCCCUUUCUGGGCCAGCUAGGCAAUGGUCAUGUUGAUGGUGUUUAUGCCAUGGCCAAAGAUCCGAAUUCGCUCGAGAGACUUUCCAGCGGUAGCGGUGACGGUGUCGUCAAAGUCUGGGAUCUGGUCAGCCGGGAGGAAAUCUGGAAUGCGCAGGCCCAUGAUGGAAUCGUCAAGGACCUCUGCUGGACGAGGGAUCAAAAGUUGUUGAGUUGCGCAAGCGACCGGACUGUGAAGCUCUACGAUCCGUAUCAUACGACCUCGGGAACGCCUCCGCUAGCCACUUACUUUGGCCAGACCGCAUUUACUGGCAUCUCUCACCACCGGUCUCUUCCAAGCUUUGCGGCAUCGUCAAGCGUCAUUUCCAUCUACGAUUUGUCUAGGCCCUCCUCGACGCCGACUCAGACCCUAUCGUGGCCUACUUCUAUUGAUACCGUCAACGCAGUCGCAUUUAACCAGACGGAAACCUCAAUCUUGGCGUCGGCGGCCACAGACAGAUCGAUUGUCCUUUACGACCUGCGAACUUCUUCACCGCUCUCCAAAACCGUUCUCAGCCUGUCUUCUAAUGCCAUUUCGUGGAAUCCAAUGGAAGCGUUCAAUUUUGCAGUCGCAAACGAAGACCACAACAUUUACAUUUUCGACAUGCGAAAAAUGGAUCGCGCUCUGAACGUGCUCAAGGAUCACGUUGCUGCUGUUAUGGAUGUAGAAUUCAGCCCCACGGGACAAGAGCUGGUUAGCGCUUCGUACGACCGAUCAAUCCGACUGUGGGACAGAUCUCGGGGACACUCGCGAGACAUUUACCACACGAAACGAAUGCAGAGGGUAUUCUCUGCCAAAUUUUCUCCUGAUGCCCGCUACGUCUUCAGCGGAUCUGAUGACGGCAACAUCAGGUUGUGGCGCGCCAAUGCGUCUACCCGCGAAGGAAUCAAAUCCGCCCGUCAACGACAGAAGCUUGAAUAUGACGACGCGCUCAGGGAACGAUACAAGCAUAUGCCUGAGAUCCGACGCAUCCGGAGACACAGGCACCUUCCCCAGCAGGUUAAGAAGGCUGGUGAGAUUAAGUCUGAGGAGCUUGCUGCUAUCAAGAGACGCGAUGAAAAUGAGAGGAAGCAUACCAAAAAGGGCCUGAAGAAGAGAAGAAGCGAGAGAGAGAAGAUGAUCCUUACCCAGGAGCAGUAA
Xylona heveae TC161 is the source of this 1341-nucleotide messenger RNA. RefSeq names its product WD40 repeat-like protein. Gene Ontology annotation, biological process: maturation of SSU-rRNA from tricistronic rRNA transcript (SSU-rRNA, 5.8S rRNA, LSU-rRNA). The transcript is spliced from 3 exons. The record is from RefSeq and is a predicted model, not a curated record. Gene Ontology annotation, molecular function: protein binding. Bases 1 to 1341 code for a protein of 446 amino acids. Lineage: Eukaryota; Fungi; Ascomycota; Xylonomycetes; Xylonales; Xylonaceae. Gene Ontology annotation, cellular component: nucleolus; small-subunit processome.